UGUGCCUGUUUUCUCUGGCAUUUUCUCCUUUUUCAUACGAGGCGCACGACACGCGCGGAACAGCCAGGAGCCAGCCUUCCAAUUCCAACUCCUCGGGUCUUUCCCCUCUCGUACUCCGCCGGGCUUGUACUAGUGCGCGUUCGUCGCCCGUCGCCUCCGUUUCAACCCCACCUUCUCGCCGGGCGCGCUCGCUCCCCUCCAGAUCCCCGGCCGCCGGCGCGCGGGCCGGCUCGGUUGGACUCGGUCUUCCGCGCCGCGCGCCGCGCGCGGCUGUCGUUCGCGGGGAUGCGGUGGGGCGGUGCGCUGCUCCUGGUGGCCGUCUUCGCCGUGGUCGCCGUAGCAAAGGAUAGUGCGGAUACGCUACCAGUCGAAACAAAUGGUGAUGGCUCUAGUGCACAGUCAGGUGUUGAGAAUUUAGAACACCAUGAUGAACCAGAUCCUAAUAAAGAGCAUGUGGCCCACGAGAAUGGAGGAGUCAAGAAUGAUAACAGUGGGAACAAUAAGAAGGAUAACUCAACAGAAGGAACCAACAUCAGAAGAGAUGACUCAAUACCGCAGCCAAAGAACAAAGAUAACAGCGGAACAAAAUCUUCACAAGCAAAAGAUUUCUUGCAAGAUCCUCUUAUUAUGGGGUGUGAUCCGUCACAUAGAUGUAUUAUUGAAAAUAAGAAAUUCAUCGGCUGCUUAAAAGUUCCGGGAGAAGAUUCACUAGCUCUCUCACUUCUGAUGGACAACAAAGGCGUGGACCCACUUGAUGUUAGCAUCACAGCUCCGGAUUAUGUUAGUUUAGCUGAAGAUACUGUCCAUGUUGAAGCAAAUGGUCAUAAUGAGGUCAGGGUUUCCAUCAGUGAUGCUGCAAACAGCACGGCCAUAAUCCUCAAAGUUGCAGGAGAAUCCUGUACUGUUAACAUUCACAGUGCAAUCACAAGGGAGACUGGCAGAGUCAUACGGAUGCCGUUUACCUCAACAUACGCGCUGGUACCUGUCUUUCUUCUCCUUGCUGUGGUGGGAGUGUGCAUCAAACUUCGGAGGAUGCGCAAGCAAGAUGGUGGCCCUGCAUACCAGAAGCUCGACACAGCUGAUCUACCGGUUUCGACUGGAGGUAAGAAAGAACACAAACAAUCUGAUAAGUGGGACGACAAUUGGGGAGAUGACUGGGAUGAUGAGGAAGCGCCGAUGACACCAUCCAAACCUAUGCCCAACCCAUCCUCCAAAGGUCUCGCUCCAAGGAGAUCGACAAAAGAUGGCUGGAAAGAUUAGUUAACAAAAUGAUGUCAUUUAAAGGAGCAUUGUGGAAAUAGUUCCAAUGCAUAGACCAUCUUUUUGUCUUCCUUUUUAAGGAAAAUCUUGUGCUGUUCUCCUUCUGGUUAGAUUUAUGGAGGAUGCUAUAUCAGAGAGACAGACCGCGAUACAUUGAUACCAUGCAGAAAAUUUUGUAUGCUCUUGUGCCAUUUUAAGUUACUUGUGAAUAUAGUUUUUCUCAGGUGCAUUUCUAUCUUGUCUGAGGCCCUAUUUGGACUGCAAGGAUGUUGAUGAUAUGCUAGACUAAGAAUAAUAAAAUUGUCUUUGUAUA
Setaria italica (foxtail millet) is the source of this 1573-nucleotide messenger RNA. RefSeq lists its product as uncharacterized. The transcript has 4 exons. NCBI's taxonomy places the organism in Eukaryota, Viridiplantae, Streptophyta, Magnoliopsida, Poales, Poaceae. Bases 286 to 1260 code for a protein of 324 amino acids. The record is from RefSeq and is a predicted model, not a curated record.